Molecule: messenger RNA, 730 nt
Organism: Ceutorhynchus assimilis (cabbage seed weevil)
Lineage: Eukaryota; Metazoa; Arthropoda; Insecta; Coleoptera; Curculionidae
Source: the annotation of a GenBank genome assembly
CGAAGUGUCAAACAAAUAAUUUCAGAUUGAAAACUUUCGAAAUUUUUAGUACAUGCUGAUAUGAGCCAGAUAAAUCUUAUAGGCGCGAAUCUGCCAUUUGAAAAAUAUCGUACAAAAGAGUACAUUUCGAAAGUUUGUAGGGACAUUAUCGAAGAUAUUUUGAGGCAAACUUAUGAAGAAGAGUGUCCCGAUUUGAAUCCUACGCAAAGCUCACAAACUGAUCAGCAGAAAAUCUUAUUCGAUUACAAUUUGAGACUGAAAGGGGAAUUUUUCAAGAAGCUAGAUACACAGUGAAAUGGUUGAAACAAACAGGCUCGAACCUAAUGUGGUUCAACACUACGAUGACGAUCCAGAAGAUUUAGAGACAAUUCUUCUAGAGCAAACAUUCGAAAACAUUGAAGAUUCUUUUGAUAUUAUUGAAGUUGACAGUAACAGUGAAACUGAUCCCAAUGACAAAAUUAAAGAUAUUUUGGAUUCAAUGCAUUUGACCAUCAAUGAUAUUUUAAUGAAGACAAUUAAAGCUUUUAAUCAAACACCUGAAAAUAAUAACAAUUUGAAUGAAACAUAUUUGCUAAAGAUGGAAAUAAUAGAUAUUUCCAAACGUAUGGAAUUCCUCAACAAAAAGAUGAAGCUGAUGUUCAACUUUGUCAGUCUCUUGUUUUGUAUCAACAUUUUUUGUUUUUUGAAAUCAACAUUUUGUCCUGAUAUAGUUGCACAAUUUUUACAAUAA